Messenger RNA from Protopolystoma xenopodis, 891 nucleotides. Lineage: Eukaryota; Metazoa; Platyhelminthes; Monogenea; Polystomatidea; Polystomatidae. The record is from the annotation of a GenBank genome assembly.
AUGGAAGAAGAUCCGGUACAUUAUUACAACUACAAUACAAAUCGAAAUAAAUGGCUUGCACAGAACCAGACAAAGGGUAUCGAUGCGGUUGUAAAGGCUCGUUUGCUGGAGAUAAAGAGAAAGGAGCAGGAGGAAUUGUGCAAAAGACGUGAGAGAAUGGCAGGUCUGAUUUCCGAGGAGAAAAACCGACUGGCCGAGGAUUUUACACAACAGAUGAACAUGGACAAACAGAGGGCUCGUGAGCGCCUGAUUAAAGAAGCCUCUAGGCUACGCAACGAGCAGGAGAAUGAGAGGCAGAAACUGGCUGACGAGAAGGAGGAAUUACGAAAAAGAACAAACAAUGACAUAUUCCGAUCAAAACUAAUUGACUUGCAUGAACAGGAAAUCCACAAAGACAGAGUGCACAUUCUAGAAAUGAGACGAGCUGACUUGGAGUUUAACGCGGACCUGGAGAGACAAUUGGACAACCUGAGUCCACGCUUUUUGAGCAAAUCAUUUAAUGAGAACGAUGAAAGAAAAGAGGUUGACCGAGAAAAGAACCUGAAACUGGCCAAAUGGUACAAAGAGGAGAUGGCCCGAAAGCAGGAACAGAAACGAGAAGAACUCAAGCAAAUUCUGUUGCAGCCAGACGAGUUGGAGACUUCCACUCUGCCCAAAGAGGCUGAACAAAGUGCAGAGUCGAACGCCUGCCGGGCGGCGAGACGAGAUGAGCUUCGGCGUCAGUUUAUUGUUCAAAUUGAGGCGAAUCGAGAGGCCAAACGAAAAGAUGAGGAGGAAGAGUUCCAAUUCAGCAUGGCUGUGCUUUCGGACCCACAAUUGUCGGCCGAUCAGGAUCGUGAGCUGAAAAAAGAGAGGUAUCGAGAGCACGAAAACUACAUGGCCUACCUGGAG